CUGUGCGCGCCUCAGGGCCGCUUCUCAGUUCACGUGCACCGACGUCCGAGUACGGUCGACCACAAUCAGCCGAUUAUUUUAGUUCGAACCACUCGAACCGAAUGAUAAGCCGGCGAGUCAAACCGUUUUAGUACUCGAAGCGCGCCGCACAUUAGUCCGGACAAUAAACAAAUUUGAAUUUCGAAUACGUUCCAUUUCUCUAAAUUCAAAUCGUUCGCUAUUCGGAUUUCGCGAAUUUCACUUGCUAAUAGAUAGUUACGGAUGAGUGAGUGUUCUUUAUCCAAAAUUUUGUGGGAGCGCGAAGAGAACGCCUCCAGAGUCAUGGAGAGCUGUUACAAACUUUACACCUGGCUGAACCAUACACUGCUGAUGCUGCUGCUGCAAAUAGUUUGGAAGGUGAACCAGCUAUCAGACUACUUUAGAGAAAAGUCUGUUGAAGAUACUGCUGCAGUUAAACCGCUACCAAUAACACCAUUAACAAGAGAAUCUAAAUUCCGAAGACACAUACGAUCAAUGUCUGACGUCCAAAGCAGCACGCCGUACAGGAUAGCCUUCAGAUCUCGUAAGGGAAGCUCUCAAAUUCUCAUGUACGACUCGGAUACAAGAGCGAGAAGAAUAAGAUCGUACAAUAGACAAAGACAGUUCGAGUCUUCCGAUUCUAGCGACUACGAUACGCCGAAAAAGUUGUCUAGCUUAGAAAUGAAAAUAUUGAAACACACAGACUCUAUGAGAAUCCUAUAGGUCUCCAUCAAUGACUGGAAGAAGUCAUAUAGAUGAGGAUAGUAUUGCAUCAAUUUGCAAUACGAUUUGUACUCAUACCUGAUCGAGUUAUCCCAAGAAGGGCAGCAUGGAACAUUAAGAGAGACUUUUAUAGUGAUAUCCUUAUGAGACUGUGAUUUUAGCGUAAGAAGCAUUUUUUUGUGAUUAUUCAUUUAUGAAAAAUGAACCUAUUUAGUUGUUUAAGUUCAACUCGUCCCUUGAGGAUUCAUUAAAUAUUAAUUGAGUUAAUUAAUUUACGUUAAAGCCAUAAUAGUGAGUCGUGAAGAGUGAUAAUUUAGCUGUUAUGAAAUUAGAAGUUUAAAUUUUGUUUUAUAUAAAAUUUAGUUUGUAAAAAGAACUUAUUUUGUACUUUUUUUUUUGACUCGAUUGUGUCGACUUUUGAUUAAGUCGUCGGUCAAUGGAGAAUUAUGUCUAACUUUUUAACAAAGCAUAUGGUGACUUAAUGUGUACCAUGAAACAUGAUCUUUUACCCCGUUUUUCAAUAUUUUUGACUAUAUGACAUAUCAGAAAUCGGCUUUAACAUUUUGUAUGUUCAAAAGAUAAAUCUUACCAUAAUCUUACGUUCCUAAGGUCAUCAUCAUAAUCGAAAUUGUAUUUAUUGCAUUUUUUUUUAUUUUAUCAGUGGCGUGGCUAUCGCUGGGGCCUUUUUUCGGGUUUCUAAAGCCGGGUUUACAUUAGGAAAUUAUAAAAAGCUUCACGAAACUAAUUUUGUCAAGUUUUCGUAUUGGUGUACAAUCAACAACACUUCUGAGACAUGUUUCAUCAACGU
Molecule: messenger RNA, 1549 nt
Organism: Diatraea saccharalis (sugarcane borer)
Lineage: Eukaryota; Metazoa; Arthropoda; Insecta; Lepidoptera; Crambidae
Source: the annotation of a GenBank genome assembly